This is a messenger RNA of Sarcophilus harrisii (Tasmanian devil), 1110 nucleotides long. RefSeq names its product olfactory receptor 51I2-like. The record is from RefSeq and is a predicted model, not a curated record. Gene Ontology annotation, biological process: G protein-coupled receptor signaling pathway. Gene Ontology annotation, cellular component: membrane. Gene Ontology annotation, molecular function: G protein-coupled receptor activity; olfactory receptor activity. NCBI's taxonomy places the organism in Eukaryota, Metazoa, Chordata, Mammalia, Dasyuromorphia, Dasyuridae.
AUGGACUCUAUGCUUAUUGUGGCUUCUUAUGUACUGAUCCUCCAUGCUGACCUCACAAUUGCUUCCCAAGCAGAGAGGCUUAAGGUCCUUAAUACAUGUGUCUCACUCAUCUGUGCUGUACUGAUCUUCUAUACACCCAUGAAUGACCUGAUCAUAAUCCACCAUUUGGGGAAGCAGUUUUGCCCUAUAUUCAGGUAUUUUCUUAUGCCACUUAUGUUCAGUCCCAAUGUCUAUACUAUCAAAACCAAGCAGAUACAUCAGAAGACCUUCCACUUCUUCCAGCCUAAUGGGGCAAGAAUGAAGGGGAACAGUUUGAUUUUGGUGGUAAUCUGGCAAGAACAGUCACUCCAUGAGCCCAUGUACUUUUUCCUUUCCAUGUUAGCUGCCAGUGAUCUAGGCCUCUGUGCCACCACUAUCCCCACCCUGCUCAAGCUUUUCUGGCUUAAUGCUCGACAGAUUCCUUUUGAUUCCUGCCUGAUUCAGAUGUUUUUCAUCUAUUUCUUCUCCUUCAUGGAGUCAGGCAUCCUGUUGACUAUGGCUUUUGAUCGAUAUAUAGCGAUCUUCAAUCCUCUCCAUUAUACAACUAUCUUGACCAAUGCUACCAUUGUCAAGAUUGGCUUUGGCCUAAUGCUUCGUGCAACUACAAUCAUCCUGCCAGCACUAUACCUCAUCAAACGACUAAAGUUCUGUAAGGCAAAUGUCCCUCACUCCUACUGCCUUCAUCCAGAUAUUAUCAAGCUCUCCUGCUCUGACCACCGUAUCAAUAGCAUCUAUGGCCUUACUAUCAUCCUCAUUACUUUUGGUCUAGAUUCUGUGCUCAUUCUUCUCUCCUACUUGAGAAUUCUGAUCACAGUGUUGGGCAUUGCCUCCCAUAAAGAGCAGCUCAAGGCCUUCAACACCUGUAUCUCUCACAUCUGUGCUGUCUUAUUGGUUUAUAUCCUGCUAGGUGUCUCUAUCAUCCACCGCUUUGGGAAACAUGUCUCACCUGUGGUUCACAUCAUCAUGGGCUAUGUUUAUUUGCUGGUCCCCCCUGUGCUCAUCCCCAUUGUAUAUUGUAUUAAGACUCGUGAGAUUCGUACUCGCAUCUUUAGACUCUAUCAGAAAAAAUAA